Molecule: messenger RNA, 3098 nt
Organism: Physcomitrium patens
Lineage: Eukaryota; Viridiplantae; Streptophyta; Bryopsida; Funariales; Funariaceae
Product: sister chromatid cohesion protein SCC4
Biological process (GO): mitotic sister chromatid cohesion
Molecular function (GO): protein binding
Source: RefSeq, a predicted model, not a curated record
GAGAGAGAAUGAGUGCAAGUCUUAGUCAAGGCAUGAGCGUCGCGAGCUCGAAUGUCCGACGACGCGACUCAUGGUGACUCAAUCUUCCUCCUCCUCGCACAAAAUGCAGCAGCAGCGAGACCUAAUCCCAACUCCGAACUCCACGACCAUUCCCACGACGCUUCAUGGAAUAGGGACAUAAUUCUCAUGCUCGCUCUCUUCUUACGUGCCAUUAGGGUUUCACUCCGUCUCCCCUCUCGCCACCAUUCUCCUACUACGCUUACUCCGGAUUACAAUCCCGUUCAUUGUUGUCUCCCCUCGCGCACGACGUUCAGCUUCGCUUCGUUUCAUGACUCUGACGAACGCCGCAGUCGCGGCAGAAUCUCAUGGAUUGAGAGACAGUCUUGAUGAGUUUUGGUUCAUGAGGAUGUUGACGAUGGCGUGAGCGGUGGCUGGGAGGGCAGGAAUUUUUCAAGGGUUGUGUGGUAGGAGGGAGGUCUGCACAAUUGGUUUCAGCUGUGGUGAAGCUGCGAUGGAAUCGAUAGCGGAAGGACUGUGGGAGUUGGCGGAAACGCACGAGAAAGAAGGGUGUAUAGCGCAAGCUGUGAAGUGCUUGGAAGCGAUUUGUCAAAGUCAGGUGUCUUUUCUGCCAGUGAUUGAAGUGAAGACACGCCUUCGAAUUGCGACUCUUCUUCUGGAGCACACUGAUAAUGUCACGCACGCCAAGGCACAUCUUGAACGAGCGCAAUUGUUAUUGAAACAAAUUCCAACUUGUUUUGAGCUGAAAUUUCGAGCUCACAGUCUGCUAAGUCGAUGCUAUCAGCUUGUGGGCACUAUUGCGGCUGUGAAGCAGACUUUGAAGAAAGGAUUGGAGCUUUCCACCAAUGCAGCGACUGGCGAGUCCGGGCGACUGUGGGCCUGCAACUUCACUUUGCAACUUGCAAAAGCUCUUACCACUGAGAAUGAUUAUGCUGGUGCACUGCGAUUGUUAGAAAGCGGCUCUAGGUUAGCUGCUGCCAUGAAUCAGCCUCAACUCGAGAUGGUAUUUGCAACUGCUAGGUUGCACAUUCAGCUGAUGCAAUGGGAGGAUCCUGCUAUCAUAGAGCGAAGUCUUGCUGAAUGUGACCAGUUGUUCGAGAGAAUUCCACAGCAUCUGAAACGCUCGCAUGCAGGUCUACAUGUCUACAAGGAACUUCUUUACAUUUUUUUCCUUCUGCGGGCAUGUGAGUAUAAGGAAGUACAAGACCGCGUGACCGAUUUGGAUACAACGCUAAGAGAGUUGGAACAGGCCGUAUCAGUGCAACAACCGGUAUUUGACCCUCUUGUGUAUCAAGAGCUCCAGAACCAAUUUGAGUGGUUGAUUAAGGAGCUACAACUUCCAGGCGCCUCGUCACAACGGACUGCGGAUCUGCAAUAUCAUUAUGGCUUAAUUCAGCAGCGGCUCUUCCAGUAUGAGCAGUUGAAGUACCAUGUGGCAACACUACAGGGAGACCCAAGCAAACUACAAUUGGGGCCCGCACCAUUGGACGAGGAAUGGAUCCCCAAGGCUGCAGUUCUUGUUCUGGUCGAUCUCAUGUCCGUUGUUUGCUCAAGGCCCAAAGGCACGUUCAAAGACUGUACAAUACGAAUAAACUCUGGGUUGGACCGUGUUAAUGGUGAACUGGAGAAGCUUGGAAUUACAACUCAGGUAACAGAGGCAGAGUUGCACCACUGGGCAAUGUGGACGGGUGGUGUUUAUUUGUUAUUGUUGACGCAGCUGCUUGAGAACAAAGCAGUAAUUGAUCUUACCGAAGCUGAUUAUGUUGGAGCCCAGAAGUCUUUAAUUCAGUUGGUGGAAUGGGAGAGGAGAUUCCCAACAAUGCUUCAAGGCAAUGAAAGCAAUAUUCAAGUACUUCUGGGUCAUUAUGCACAUUCCUUGGGCUAUUUCCAUGAGUCAGCUCUUCAUUUCAUACAGGCAUCCAAGUUGACAGAUAACCAGGGUUUGCGAGCCAUGUGUCAAGUGAAUGCUGCAAUAUCGUAUAUCUGUUUAGAUGACCAAGAUUCAUCCUCGCAUGCAUUGGACCUCAUAGCUCCUGUUUAUCGAAACAUGGAUUCGUAUUUAGGGGUGCGGGAGAAAACCCUGGUUCUUUUUGCAUCGGGUGUCCUACAGAAAAAGCAACAGAAUCUGCAAGAAGCUCGGACACGAUUAGCAACUGGUCUAAAAAUUACUCACAAGCAACUGGGUAACCAUCAGUUAGUCUCCCAGUAUUUAACGGUUCUUGGUAGCCUGGCUAUUGCCAUGCAUGACACAACUCAGGCCCGUGAUAUUCUUAAAUCUUCUUUCACUCUGGCGAAGUCACUUCAUGAUAUACCAACUCAAGUGACGGUCCUGUCUGAGCUCAGAGAUAUGUUCCGGGACUCAGGAGAGAGUGGAAAGGAAGCAGAGCACGCUGAAGCUGAGGGUAAGAAGUUUGAGGACCUCCGUAGACGUAUUGCAGAGGCUCAAGCAACUCCUUACCACGUUCCCCUCUUGCAGUAUGGCUUGAACAGAUACUGAUGGCUGUCCGGUGCCAUGGAUGCACCUGCAGUAUCAGUCACAUCUUUUUCUGGAUAUGACAAGACCCCUCUCUUUAUAUCUUAUUUGUAAAUACCAUCAGGUCUUACUUGCAGUCAUAUUUUUGUAACAUAUUGAGGCUUCCAGUAUUGCAGUAGGUCAAGUCAAUUUGCUCAAGUUUGUCGUUAGGGUAUGGACUUUAGAAGAGAUAUAUACUUGAAUCAACACAGGUAGUGCAGAAUUAACAGUUCAUUCAUUCAGAUUCCUUCAUUAUAGGGACAUCUUUCGCUUUCUUACCAGAUUCACAUAAAUUGGCAGCACAACCCUUGAUCAAUAUGCCAUCUAUUUGAGGCAUAUAUGGUUAGGUCAUUCUGGGUUUGUCCAUUUCCUUGCGCAAGGCCUUCUGAUUCUUGCUGCGUCGGUUGCAGGUUUCAUCUCCUAACGCAUCUAUAUUUGGUUCAUUAUCUUGGGGUUAUACCGUAGCAGAUGUACCGUUCAUUCUACCCAAAGCUUGGAAUAUUGUAGGUGACACAAAAUGUUUUAUGAAACUUUUUACAUUUGAUGAGGAUUACCAGUAACUUCUAAA